Molecule: messenger RNA, 6897 nt
Organism: Hipposideros armiger (great roundleaf bat)
Lineage: Eukaryota; Metazoa; Chordata; Mammalia; Chiroptera; Hipposideridae
Gene: HIP1
Product: huntingtin interacting protein 1
Exons: 31
Coding region: 85-3198 (1037 amino acids)
Biological process (GO): clathrin coat assembly; actin filament organization; endocytosis
Cellular component (GO): cortical actin cytoskeleton; presynapse; clathrin-coated vesicle
Molecular function (GO): clathrin light chain binding; actin filament binding; phosphatidylinositol-3,4-bisphosphate binding
Source: RefSeq, a predicted model, not a curated record
GAUCCCAGCGGGUCGGGCGGGUCGGGCGGUGCCGUGGGGAUCCCGCGGCGGCCGAGGGCCCCAGACUCAGCUUCGUGCGGCAACAUGGACCGGAUGGCCAGCUCCAUGAAGCAGGUGCCCAACCCCCUGCCCAAGGUGCUGAGCCGGCGCGGGGUCGGCGCGGGGAUGGAGGCGGCGGAGCGAGAGAGCUUCGAGCGGACUCAGACUGUCAGCAUCAAUAAGGCCAUUAAUACGCAGGAAGUGGCUGUAAAGGAAAAACAUGCCAGAACAUGCAUACUGGGCACCCACCAUGAGAAAGGGGCGCAGACCUUUUGGUCUGUGGUCAACCGGCUGCCCCUCUCCAGCAAUGCUGUGCUCUGCUGGAAGUUCUGCCACGUGUUCCACAAGCUCCUCCGAGAUGGACACCCAAACGUCCUGAAGGACUCCCUGAGAUACAAAAAUGAAUUAAGUGACAUGAGCAGGAUGUGGGGCCACCUGAGUGAGGGGUAUGGACAGCUUUGCAGCAUCUACCUCAAACUGCUGAGAACGAAGAUGGAAUACCACACCAAAAAUCCCAGGUUCCCAGGCAACCUUCAGAUGAGUGAUCGGCAGCUGGAUGAGGCUGGAGAGAGUGACGUUAACAACUUUUUCCAGCUAACAGUGGAGAUGUUCGACUAUCUGGAGUGUGAACUUAACCUCUUCCAAACUGUGUUCAACUCCCUGGACAUGUCCCGCUCCGUGUCAGUGACGACAGCGGGGCAGUGCCGCCUCGCCCCGCUGAUCCAGGUCAUAUUGGACUGCAGUCAUCUCUACGAUUAUACCGUCAAGCUUCUCUUCAAACUCCAUUCCUGUCUCCCAGCCGACACCUUGCAAGGCCACCGGGACCGUUUCAUGGAGCAGUUCACAAAGUUGAAAGAUCUGUUCUACCGCUCCAGCAACCUUCAGUACUUUAAGCGGCUCAUUCAGAUCCCUCAGCUGCCAGAGAACCCACCCAACUUCCUACGAGCCUCCGCCUUGUCAGAACACAUCAGCCCUGUGGUGGUCAUUCCAGCCGAGGCCUCAUCCCCUGACAGCGAGCCAGUCUUAGAGAAGGAUGACCUCAUGGACAUGGAUGCCUCCCAGCAGAAUUUAUUUGACAACAAGUUUGAUGACAUCUUUGGCAGCUCCUUCAGCAGUGAUCCCUUCAAUUUCAACAGUCAAAACGGUGUGAACAAGGAUGAGAAGGAUCACUUAAUUGAUCAAUUGUACCGAGAGAUCAGUGGGCUGAAGGCACAGCUGGAAAACAUGAAGACUGAGAGCCAACGGGCGGUGCUGCAGCUGAAGGGCCGCAUCAGCGAGCUGGAGGCCGAGCUGGCUGAGCAGCAGCACCUGCGGCAACAGGCGGCCGAUGACAGCGAGUUCCUACGGGCAGAGCUGGACGAGCUCAAGAAGAAGCGAGAGGACACGGAGAAGGCACAGCGGAGCCUGACAGAGAUAGAACGGAAAGCCCAGGCCAAUGAGCAGCGGUACAGCAAGCUGAAGGAGAAGUACAGUGAGCUGGUGCAGAACCACGCUGACCUGCUGCGGAAGAAUGCAGAGGUGACCAAACAGCUGUCUGUGGCCAGACAAGCUCAGGUGGAUUUGGAACGAGAGAAAAAAGAGCUGGAGGAUUCCUUCCAGCGCAUAAGUGAGCAGGCCCAGCGGAAGACCCAAGAACAGACAGAAGUACUGGAGAACUUAAAGCAAGAACUUGCCACCAGCAAACAGGAACUCCAGAUUGUCCAAGGCAGCCUAGAAACUUCUGCCCAGUCAGAAGAAAAAUGGGCAAGCCAGAUCGCCAAACUGGAGAAGGAGCAGGGCAGCUUGGUGAAUGCCAUGGCCCGUCGAGAGGAGGAAUUCUCUGCUCUUCAGGAACAGCUGGAACAGACCCAUCUCAAACUGUCCAGCACAGAGGAAUCUAUGUGCCAGCUCGCAAAGAACCAACGAAAAAAGCUUCUGGCGGAGUCGAGGAGGGCUGCAGAGCAGGUGAUUCAAGACGCCCUGAGGCAGCUCGAGGAGCCCACUCUCAUCAGCUGCGCCGGCUCUGCAGAUCACCUUCUCUCCACGGUCAAGUCUGUUUCCAGCUGCAUCGAGCAACUGGAAAAAUGCUGGAGCCAGUAUCUGGCCUGCCCAGAAGAUAUCAGUGGGCUUCUGCACUCAGUAACCCUUCUUGCCCACUUGACCAGUGACACCAUUGUUCACGGUAGCACCACCUGCCUUAGAGCCCUGCCGGAGCCUGCUGACGCACUGACUGAGGCCUGUAAGCAGUAUAGCAAGGAAACCCUCAUCUAUCUGGCUUUCCUGGAGGAAGAAGGAACCCUUGAGAAUAUCAACAGCACAGCCAUGAGGAGCUGUCUCAGCAAGAUCGCAGCCAUUGGCGAGGAGCUCCUGCCCAGAGGCCUGGACAUCAAGCAGGAGGAGUUAGGGGACCUGGUGGACAAGGAGAUGGCUGCCACUUCAGCUGCCAUUGAAACCGCUACCGCCAGAAUUGAGGAAAUGCUCAGCAAAUCCCGAGCAGGAGACACAGGAGUCAAAUUGGAGGUGAAUGAAAGGAUUCUUGGUUCGUGCACCAGCCUAAUGCAAGCUAUUCAGGUCCUGAUUGUGGCCUCAAAGGACCUCCAGAAAGAGAUAGUGGAAAGCGGCCGGGGCACAGCAUCCCCUAAAGAGUUUUAUGCCAAGAAUUCUCGAUGGACAGAAGGACUCAUCUCAGCCUCCAAAGCUGUGGGCUGGGGAGCUACUGUCAUGGUUGAUGCAGCCGAUCUGGUGGUACAAGGCAGAGGAAAGUUUGAGGAGCUAAUGGUGUGUUCCCAUGAAAUUGCUGCUAGCACAGCCCAGCUUGUGGCUGCAUCCAAGGUGAAAGCUGAUAAGGACAGUUCAAACCUGACCCAGCUGCAACAGGCCUCUCGUGGGGUGAACCAGGCCACUGCCGCUGUCGUGGCCUCAACCAUUUCUGGCAAAUCACAGAUUGAGGAGACAGACAACAUGGACUUCUCAAGCAUGACGCUGACCCAGAUCAAACGCCAGGAGAUGGAUUCCCAGGUUAGGGUGCUGGAGCUAGAAAAUGAACUGCAGAAGGAGCGUCAAAAACUGGGAGAGCUUCGGAAAAAGCACUACGAACUUGCUGGUGUUGCUGAGGGCUGGGAGGAAGGAACAGAAGCAGCUCCACCUGCGCUGCAAGAAGCGGUAACCGAAAAAGAAUAGAGCCCCACCGGCACCACACAAGUCAGAGAGUAAAUCUUUGUUGCCCAUCUAUGUGUGUGUGAUUCCCCAGCCACAAAUCAAACCCCUGGAGUCGCAGUCGCAGCCACACCACUCCCUUGUCCAGUGCCGAGGACCUGAAUGGCCUUCCAAAGACUCCCUCCACAGUGACAGCCUGUGUGUUGGAACCCGUGAUCUGUGUUCUUUCCCCACCUCCCUGGUGUCCAGAGAGGACGGGGAACAGGGCCACCCCCACAGAGAGGACCUCCUUCCUCGUCCUGCCUGCUGUUUUAACCCCAAACAAUCGGUGUCCUUGUCCAAGGGGCUGUGGUUGCUGUGGCUGAGAGCCUGGAGAGGGAAGAGCUUAUGCAUUUUCUUUUCUGUUUUCUUCUCAGUCUUUUCAGUUUCAUCAUUUGCACAAACUUGGGAGCAUCAGAGGGCUGGUGAAUUCCAAACAAGGACACUACCCUGAGUUUGUGCAGAGUCAGAAGAACAGCGGGAGUGCCCUGGCUGACAAGGCCAAGGCUACCCUCCCCCUCUCUUGGCAGUUCCAUGGAUUCCCACUGCUUCUUAUAGUGGUUGGUUGGGUUUUUUGGUUUUCUUUUCUCCAGUUUCACUCAUAUAGCCAACUCUCCCAAAGGGAACCCCCCCUGAAGCACUGAGCUCUUGGGGGCCCCUGACCACAGCAGUUAACAGCGAUGGUGCUGCUUAGGCUUCACCCUGGUGCUUCCCGUCAGCCUCCAUGCUGAGUGUCCUGCUGAGCUAGUGUGGGUCAGCCAAGGCCACGCCCCAGGGUCGGUCGGAGCUACUGAGCCACAGCUUUCCUCCAAAGGCAGAAGUGGAGUGCGUGCCUUUCCAUCCUAGAGCUGGAGCCCAGCUGAAAGCCUCUGCCCACCUCCCCAAGUGAGAGGGCCACAGGAAGAGGGAAAGGAGGGGUGCACACAACCAGGUCUUCAGGGAAUUUUCUUGGGAACUCCUUGUGACCAGGCUGAAACAAUGCUUGAAUGGAGCUGUUGAGAGUAGCCACACCUCUUCCCCCAGAAUGAAUUUCCCUUGGCACCUCCCUUCAGACCCAGGCAGGGCCCUAAGAGGAAGCUUGUGAAGGGUUUCCAAGUUUUUUCUCCAAACGUCUGCCUGCCUUGGUAUCCUCUUGAACCUGAAGAAGAUAGUUCCAUGUUCUACCUAACUGACCCAGAAGAUCAGGCCAACUUGCUCCCAAUAGGAAAGAACCCUGUGCUUGGUUUGGUACCUUUAAUAUUUAUUACUAACCUCCAUUAAGCAACGGCAGCCUACAGAAAGACGCUUGAAGCAAUCAGGAUUUCAGAUGUGACUGUGGCAAGCCUUGUGUCGCUGCCCUAGACAUGGGUCUUCAAGAAUCCGAAAUAAGGCCAAGAUGCCGUCCUGAUCUGUUAGUGGCUUGGAUCAUGAACCAAGCAAGGUUCCUCAGAGCAUCUGGGUCAGGGAAAACAAAAAAGGGGAACCACUGGCUCUGACGCCUUCCAGCCACACAUCCCGGGGCCCUCACUACCUGCAGACAGGAUGAGGAUAGAGGACACGUUAACAGCCUGACAGCACUUCUCCACCUCCAGAUGGACUGAUCCCAGCAUUUAAGUGACCUUUUGAUCUUGGACAAACAGUGUCUUCCUAUCUGUAGCAACUCAUAGGUAGUAGCCAAUAAGCACUUCCCAGGACCUGUCCCAAAAGAAGAUUGCUAAGUGUGGUUACAUGACAGGUUGUGAGGCUCCUGUUUGAUCACUGUGAAUCAAGCCCCCUCCUUCCUAAUCACCACCCUCGCACCCCGCCCUCUGCCCAACUCCGUCUCUGCAUUUUCUAAGUAGGGCACUCAAAAAACUGUCUCCCAUUAGCUCAGAUUAUGAGACUCAGACAUGUGAUUGCCACACUGGGUUAACGAGGGCUCAGCAGUAGAUACUGAGCGCUCUCAUGUCUAAUGCUUCUUUGCGCUCAGCGUUUUUCCAUCCGAGGUUCAGAAGGAGUGGUGUGUGGCAUCCCUGGCCCACUGGUGCCAAUUAAGCCCAAUCAGUAGGUUUUCAGUGUGGGUCAGCAUUUCCAAUGGUGGCUAGUCCUUGCUUUCAGAGUCUCUGCCAUUGAAACAGCUGUGCUUCAAAUUCCAGUGGGGAAAAAUAUCUCGUAUAUUGGACCAGAUUAGGACUUUUUGAAUAACACUCCCUCUAAAAGGAAGCCACGGUCAUUUUUAAAACUUUCAUGGGCUUAGCCAGUAAUAAAACAGUUAAGAAAGCACUUAAACAGGAGCACAGGCUCUAUCAGUCUCACACGAGCCUCCUAUCAGAUAAUUACUUUGAUCAUCGCUCAAGUUAGAAGCUAGUCCAUUCUCUAGCCAAAAUCAAAUUGUCCUACCUUGGCUCUUCUAAAAAUGAGUGUGUGAAAUACCUUAAAACAGGAGUCACACCCUAAGGCUAAAAAUGAACCUCACAGCCUUUUAAAUUAGUCACUGAACAUCAUUAGUGACUGGAGUCUCAUGGGUCAGUGUAAAUGGGUCAUGGCAAGAGAGGACAGCAACAAAAUAAUGAGAAGUUGAAAUACAGCUGCAUCCGUUAUUUAAUUUUGUAAUACGGUGCUCUAAUACCUCAAGAAUAAGGAUAUGUGUGUACACAAUAAGGAAAAAAUAGAAAAAAAGACCUUUGUGGGGUGGUUUUAUGUCUGAGCAAGGAGUUUAAAUUAUAAUUGAGAUUGAUCCGUAGGAUCCCACCUAAAUAGGAGUCCCCAGCCCUGUGGCUGGAAGAACCAAACAUUGUCCAGAGAAUCCUUUCCUGGAAGUGUUUGAGCUGCUGAGUCCGACACCAGGUACCACAGGGGUCACAGGUGCACGUCGCUCAGUCAGGUUGGUGUGCUUUGGCCUCUCGCCGAGGAGGAGCUGGUUCUGAGCUUGUACCCAGGAAGCACUUGCUUGCCAGCUCCUUGGGCGGGGUUCACUGCCUCCACUUACCCUGGUCUUUAAUAACUGGUAAAGUUCUUGCUACCUUCUACCACCUUUUCAAGUCUCUGGGACUCCCUCCUGGCAAUGAAAGCCUUCAAUCCUGGCAUUGCCCUCUCUCUACCCGCCUUGGUCCUCCAGAGACUGCAAUGCCUGUAGCACAGAACACUACCACCACGGGCCUGCCAGCCAUCAGCACAGCAUACCAGCCAGCUGUCUGCUGCUCAAAUCCUUCGUCUCCCAGGUCCAGACCAAAUCAGGAUCAACAACCCACAGUGGUGGCCCAGCCUUUCACCCCAGGAGCCAAAGCAACGCAAAACAAUUGGUUCGAUGCCGUUGGGUCCGAUUCUGAGAGUAGUUAGCUUCCAGAGAUGUCUUUCAGAUGACCCUCAACUACCUCAGGUUUGAAGGCCCUCAAUUAAGCUGAUUACUACUCAUAGGGACACACCAAGGGGGGUCAGAUAAAUCUUGGGGAUAACGCAAUUGUCUCAAACUUAUAACUCUUUCACACUUAGGUUUGCAGGGAUGGGGUUGGGCUUUUCUGUUUUUAACCUUUCCCCCAAUUUUCCAUUAGAAUAGUUCCUAUCAAUGAAUUUCAUUUUUCACUGAGUGCCUACCUUCCCAGGGCAGGUAGCCACUGGCUUUUGUUCCCUUCCAACAAGACUUUUAUUAUGGUAUUAAGACCUUCCUUUGUAUAAUACAUUGCAUCUGUGUUUUCAAUUUUUCAAAUAAAUAUUUCAACCUGGCAA